Rhagoletis pomonella (apple maggot) is the source of this 2301-nucleotide messenger RNA. RefSeq names its product acid phosphatase type 7. Gene Ontology annotation, molecular function: acid phosphatase activity; metal ion binding; protein binding. Lineage: Eukaryota; Metazoa; Arthropoda; Insecta; Diptera; Tephritidae. The transcript has 5 exons. The record is from RefSeq and is a predicted model, not a curated record. The coding region runs from base 241 to 1569 and encodes 442 amino acids.
GUACUUGUAUUUACUCGUAGUAUCAUUCCAUCCCCAUGUGUACUGUUUUCUUUUGCUAUUUUUGGGUUGUUUUUGCUUUUGGUUUCCAAAGAAAUCGGAUCCAUUUUCGCAUGAGUUUGUCUUAUUCAGCUUAAACUAUUGCAAUUAGUGACGCGGAGUAUUAUUCAAAUAUAUUACAUAUAUAAUCUGCGUCGAUAAAUUGAACUUUGUGACCAGUUGUUUGAAAAAAUCUGGAACGCAAUGCGUUCACUAUUUUUAUUUCCAUUUGCUUUACUGGUCAGCGUUGCUGCGCAAAAGCUGGAGGAGAUCAAUGUGAACAAAGUAUACCACUAUCAACCGGAACAAGUACAUUUGGCUUUCGGAGAGUCCACCCGCGACUAUGUUGUCACUUGGUCGACGCGCGACGACACCAAAACGUCAAUCUGUCAAUACGGGCUUGAAAAAUUCGAGUUUGUGCAAAAUUCCACUCAGCCACCACAAAAGUUUAUAGAUGGUGGCCAAACGCAUAGCACACAGUACAUGCAUCGGGUAACUUUGACCAACUUGCAACCGGAGCAGCGUUACAUUUAUCAUUGUGGCAGUCCGCUGGGCUGGUCACCACAAUAUUGGUUCCGCACACCGCCUGGGCAUGCGCAUUGGUCACCCACGCUAGCCAUAUACGGUGACUUGGGCAAUGAGAAUGCGCAGUCGUUGCCGCGCUUGCAGCAGGACACCCAGCGUGACAUGUACGAUGCGAUUUUACAUGUGGGCGAUUUUGCAUACGACAUGCAUUCGGAGAAUGCCGCUGUCGGCGAUGAAUUUAUGCGCCAAAUAGAGGCUAUAGCCGCUUAUGUGCCGUAUAUGGUGUGCGCUGGUAAUCAUGAGCAAACAUAUAACUUUUCCAACUAUCGCGCACGCUUUAGCAUGCCUGGAGGCACGGAAAACCUCUUUUAUAGCUUCGAUUUAGGUCCCAUUCACUUUGUUACCUUCUCCACUGAGCUGUACUACUUUCUCCACUAUGGCUUGAAGAGUUUAAUCUUUCAAUACGAGUGGCUGAUGCGCGAUUUGAAGGAGGCCAAUCAACCAGAGAAUCGCAAGCAACGUCCCUGGAUCAUCACAUUUGCCCAUCGUCCAAUGUAUUGUAGUAAUGAUAAUGGCAAUGACUGCUCGAAGCAUGAAACGGUGGUGCGUGCUGGGCUGCCAUUGAUGCACAUGUUUGGGCUAGAGAAAGUUUUCUAUGAGCACGGUGUUGAUGUGGCGAUAUGGGCCCAUGAACAUUGCUAUGAGCGAAUGUGGCCACUUUACGAUUAUCAAGUGCUUAAUGGCUCUUUGCAGGCGCCCUAUCAUAAUCCGCGCGCACCCGUGCAUAUUAUAACGGGUUCGGCGGGUAAUAAAGAGGGACGUGAACCCUUUUUCAAAGUGAUGCCAAAGUGGAGCGCCUUUCAUAGUCAGGAUUUCGGCUAUACACGCUUGAAGGCGCACAAUGGCACACAUUUAUAUUUCGAGCAGGUGUCAGAUGACAAAGACGGUCAAAUAAUAGAUGCAUUCUGGGUGGUGAAGGACAAACACGGCAGUUAUAUGGAAGUUUGAGGUCGGUGCUGAACAUUUUAGAAGAAGUUAGGCAAACUUUACAUACAUUUAAUCACGUGGCAGGCUGUGAAAUCGCCAAAUGACGCCUUAUAUCUAAUAUUUUAUUUACAUAUAUAUAUACGAUUAACGCAAUAAAUUGCGUAUUUUAUUUCUAAUCGCUUAAGUACAAAAUUAUACAUAUGUACAUGCAUGAAUGCCUAACACAUUUACCUUUAUACUAUUUUAAUGAUGCAAUCAAUAAAUAUGUAUGCUACUUUUACAUAUGUAUACAUACAAUUUUUAAGAAAAUAUAAGGCUGUGCAAUAUUUAUUGUAAUUCAAAAUUUUUUAAUUGAUCUAAAAUAAAUUGACUAUCGGGCAUGUGCUGCAAAUCGUACUAUUUUUGUAUAUUUUUAUGAAAAGUAAUAAAUAUCCAUCCAUCCAUAUCCAUCGAUUCAGUGCGAAAUUUUGCUUCUUUGUAAAUAAAUCUCUAAAGUAAGGUUUGCAAAUCAUACGAUUUGCCGCACAUGCCCGUAUAUUUGAAACAAAUCGUAUAAAAUCUUAACAUAUUUUUUAUUGGAGAAAAAUUGAUGCACAUAGAUUUUUUUUUAAAUAUUCAAGCAAGUGUUUGUAAAAAUUAAAUACAAAAAUUUAAUGCAGUUCAGCCAACUCGACUCUGAUUACCUACCAAAUGUAUUUUUACAUAUAUAAAUAUGUUAUAAUUAUAAAUAUAACGCUAUUUAAUCACACCAAA